Molecule: messenger RNA, 1215 nt
Organism: Caenorhabditis elegans
Lineage: Eukaryota; Metazoa; Nematoda; Chromadorea; Rhabditida; Rhabditidae
Gene: C06A8.6
Product: U2A'/phosphoprotein 32 family A C-terminal domain-containing protein
Exons: 5
Coding region: 117-1166 (349 amino acids)
Cellular component (GO): nucleus
Source: RefSeq, marked reviewed
CGUAACCUCUUCGUUUGUGUAAAUUUCAUCAUAACGUGUUUCUUCCUCUUUUUCCAAAUUAACAACUCUUCGCUAAUCAUUCCCUUGUUCUACGAGAUCGUUGGAAGGUUCUAGCUAUGAACGUCACCAGUGUCACUUCAGAGGAUGGUGUUAAAGAAUUCGAAAAGAUUGUUGUGGAACCUGAAGAUAUCGAAUAUGUUGAGAUUCCGGCCGAUGCCAAAAACGUUGACUUGACGCGUCACCGUAUCAAAGAAAUCGGUGAUUAUUCGUGGCUCACUCACGUCGAACACUUCUCGUUUCGUUGGAAUCUGAUCAAAAAGAUUGAAAAUCUGGAUUGUUUGACAACGUUGACUCAUCUCGAGUUUUACGAUAAUCAAAUUACAAAAGUUGAAAACUUGGAUAGCCUCGUCAAUUUGGAGUCACUCGACCUGUCAUUCAAUCGUAUCACCAAAAUUGAAAAUUUGGAGAAGUUGACAAAACUGAAGACUCUCUUUUUUGUUCAUAACAAAAUCACUAAAAUCGAGGGUUUGGAUACGUUGACUGAGCUGGAAUAUCUCGAAUUGGGUGACAAUAGAAUUGCGAAAAUCGAGAAUCUCGACAACAAUCUGAAACUCGAUAGAUUGUUCCUUGGCGCUAAUCAGAUUCGUCUUAUUGAAAAUGUUGAUCAUUUGAAGAAGCUCACAGUUCUCAGUCUUCCAGCCAAUGCGAUUACUGUAGUUGAUAACAUUUCGGGACUUCACAACUUGAAAGAGAUUUAUCUGGCUCAAAAUGGCAUCAAGUACGUUUGUGGAAUCGAUGAGCAUCUUCCUCUUGAAAUUCUGGAUUUCAAUCAGAAUCGUCUUGAGAAGGUCGAGAAUAUCCAUCAAUUGAAGACACUUACAGACUUUUGGGCAAGAGGAAAUAAGUUGGAUAACUGGAGCAUUAUGGAUGAAUUGGUUGAACUUCCACAACUCAAUAGUGUUUACCUCGAUUUCAAUCCAAUUGCAUCAGUGGAUACUUAUCGUGGAAAGGUUAUUCAUCUCUUGCAACAAAUUACUCGUCUUGAUGGAACUCAGUGCCGUGAGCAUUCGAUGCUCCGUCCACCAAAAGAAGAGAAGAAUGAGACAGAGCUUUCGCGUGUUGUACUUGAUAAUCCGUCUGAUGAUCAUCCCACUGAGUCCGUCUAAUACUUGAACUUUAGCAUUUAUUCAACUAGAUGAAGAUUUCUUGAUUAUU